UGGAAUGCCUAAUUAGGCAUUCCAAACAAAUGAAUUACCAGUGGGCAGGUUUGGUAUAUCUAAGGGUGGCGACAUAUGGUGUAUUCUAUCUACUUUACGUAAAAUCAUGAAUAAUGGAUUACAUUUAAAUAUUUUAUGUCAAACACAAUAAAAAUAAUAUUUAAAAAACCCACCUAUACAUUUCUUCAUAAAUUGGCAGGCUUGGCGAGUACUACUUCGAAUAAAAAUAGCGUCCAAGUUGCAAGACUAUGUCGCUACCCCCUUAAAUAUACAAGAAUUUCCCACUGGCACCUAUUGUUUGACAGGUCGUUGGAAUGCCUAAUAAAUAAUAAACAUAACCUAAAAAUAACAAUCUGUCAAUGUUACAGUUUUAGUCCGUGGUUGUAGUCUGUAUCCUAUUUUAAAAUGAAUUAAUUUGGGUUUUUAUGUCUGGGGAAUCAUGGUAAAUAAUGGCCCCAGUUGAUGUUAAACCAAAAUAUUUAAAUUUUAGGAAUAUAAAUGGAAACGAAGUUAGACUGUACAUAAAUGAGGCUCCUUCAUGCUUACAAGUAACAAUUUUCAGUUGCCAAAAAAAUUUAUACCAAAAGUGCAUUUGUCUAUUUAUUACAGCUAUUUUGAAUUCAGUACUUCUUCUUUAUAACAUAGUUACGAUAAAUGUGAUACUAGGAAUAUUGAUCAUUAUAUUGUUACUUUUGUAUACAGUGUGUGUAACUACAGUUGAAGAAAAUUUAGUUAUCAUAAAAGACUUUGGAAUUGAAAUUAGCAAAAGGAAUGUGAUUUCAACAAAAAAAGUAUUUUACCCCCAAGAGCAAGUUAAAAGGGUUUUUAUUAAUGAAGUUAUAUUCAGAAGAAAAGUGUUAUUUGUAAUGACACUACUUUUGAAUGAUUUAGAAAAUGAUAAAUUGGUUCCUUUAUUUGUAGACACUCUACCUCAAUUGGAAUUGUUGAAAGUAACUUAUAGUCAUAUAAAACACCAGUUUCAUUCUAAAAUUGGAUGAUCAGAGGAUAUCAGUCCAGUUUAAAGCAAUGAAAUAAAGAAACAUUGUUUGUGAUAUGUACAUCAUAAAUAUAAGAUGUAACUUUGAAGAAAACUAUGAAGAGUUCAAGGUUUUAACAUGUAUUUUAAAAUUUCCUCUUUUGCCUCAUGAACAUUACUAGUAAAAAUACAAAUAUCAAAGUUUGUUUGUUUUUGAAAUUACUAUUAUUUUUCAUUUAUUUGAAAUGCUACAUCAAAAAUGAAAAAAAAUUAAAUGAUCUGAUGUAGGGUUGCCAGACAUAUCCUCCUUUUUUGGCAAUUUGUUAAUGUCCGGCUUUCUCCAAUUGUUAAAUAAUUUCGAUUUUUAUAGGUAAUGCAAAAUUCAACCAUAGGAGUAUAACCAAUACCACGUGAAAACGUCUUUCUUUUCUUUGUUUAGGUGAGUCCUUUUUUUGGAGCUCGAAAUUUUAUAUAUAAAUGUAUUAUGUAACGAAAUGUAAUUUUUGUGAAAAAACAGGCUUUUUUGUUCAAUUGUCCUACUUUUACACAUUGUCCAUAUGGCAACCCUAAUCUGAUGGCAUGAAUAACAGAUCUGCAAUAUGUAUGAACCAACAAUGAAUAACUGCUAAACCAGUUUUGUUUACAAAAAACGAAUUGCAAGCAUUUAUAGUGUUAUCCAUGCAUUGGCCAAAUUAAUGUAACAAAGGAUUGUUUAUAGUUAUAAUUUCGAAUA
This is a messenger RNA of Psylliodes chrysocephalus, 1709 nucleotides long. Lineage: Eukaryota; Metazoa; Arthropoda; Insecta; Coleoptera; Chrysomelidae. The record is from the annotation of a GenBank genome assembly.